Molecule: messenger RNA, 2943 nt
Organism: Prorocentrum cordatum
Lineage: Eukaryota; Dinophyceae; Prorocentrales; Prorocentraceae
Source: the annotation of a GenBank genome assembly
GUCAACGACAUGCUUGGAAGCAUCAUCGACAGGGAAGAUUACAUUCUGCAGCUGAGGUCGGACUUCGACUCGUACGACCUAGGCGACCUGGCGAAGAUGGCCCUCGUGCUCGCGCCCAUCGGCGAGAACGGCAGCCCUCGGUACCAGGAGAUGCACAUCUACACCCAUGGCUCACGCUUCGAGUCCAGCUGCGAUAACGACGGCUGGGCUGUUGUGAUCGUCACUGCGAGUCAGAGGGUGUACAUUGCCAAGGGCUACGCAGCGGGCCGCACCAGGACAGCCUCGAGAUACACCGAGGCAGGCGCUCUGCACAGCACCGCGUCCGAAUUAGUCGCGAUGUUCUGGGCGUUGGCGUACACGCUGAAACACGAGACGGGCAAGAAUGGCGUCAACACCAUCACCAGCGACUCAGCCGACGCCAUCGCAGCGGCCAACAGAGCUGCCGUGUACAAGCCAUUCGAGAAGCUCUCCCGCUGUGUCGCGAUACUAGCGCACGAGGUCAGGCACCUCCACGCACUAGAAGUCCGACAUACAAAGUCCCACGAUUUCGACCCCUGGAACCAGAUGGCGGAUGCGAUCGCCAAGCAGAACCACAGGGCGGACCACUACACUGCCAUAAACGCCGUGAUCCAUUACCUGCCCGAGCUCGAAUGGUGCUCCCUGAAGUAUGACCAGAGCGCUGGCUUCUAUUACGACGUGAAGCAGCAGCAGCUCAAUGUCAGCGACGAGGGGCACGUCGCGCUGUACAGCCACGCUCCAGACGAAUCCAAGCCACGUCCGCCCGCGCAGAUAUACGUGAAGAUUGCGACGUACAACGCCAUGACCCUGGCGAAGUCGAGAUGCAGGAGGACGAAGAAAGGCGUGGCCCCCAGCACAGAAGAAAAGGACCUCAAGAAGCACGCGAUACGCACCACCCGGAACGAUUUCAUCGACCGGAGGGUUUCUAUUAGUGGCGCACGGGAGGCGCGCGGAGCCGACGCGAAGGACUACGCAGACGGGGACAAGGACCUGUACCUCACCGAGGAGCACCCGAGGGUACUCCACCGCGCGCCGACGCUCCUCCUAAUCAAGAUUGCGGCCCCAGCCUUCACAGUGGUGUGCGCUGUCGCGCACGCGCCACACCAUCACGUCAACAUCGCGGAGCGACAGGAAUGGUGGCACGACUUCAACGCACAGGCGAAGAAAUUCAACGUGGACACGAUCUUCAUAGAUGCGAACGCGCAGCUGGGCGCCAACUCAUCCGCGGCUCCGUGCAUCGGACCACUCGGCGCCGCAUCCAAGAGCGACGCCAAUGGCAAACAGCUGGCCUCGGCGGCACGCGAGCUCGACAUGGUGGCGGCCAACUCGCACUACGACGGCGGCCCCACAUACAGGGACCACGAUCACAGCCCUGUCAUCGCCGAGGCCAGGUUCGCUUCGACCGCCCCCACUCCCAAGCCUGCGAGGAGAUCACUAUGUAGAGCGAAGUACUCGGACGAGCACGCGAGGACCAGAUACAGCGAGGCCCUAAAGAUAGAUGAGUCCACGUGGGACGACGACGUCAACCUGCACUAUCAGAGGAUCACGGAGGGAAUUGCAGAAGCGUCGUCGAAAGCUUUCGCCAAAGAUCCGCUCAUUCCUACACGAUCCCACGCGUCCUUGCAAUCGAUGCGGCUCAUUCGGGUACGGCGUCAUGCAAAGCGCGAAUGGCACUUAUGGAAGACAGCAGGCGGCAACUUCAAGAACCUGAUGCCCCACCUGCGGUACGAAGAACGGCUGCUGUACCCCGAAGGCACGCCAGGACAUCAAGAGACGCUGCGGCUGGCCCUGGCCAUGAGUACGCUGGCCGACGGCACCAUCGACGUCUCAGAAGCGGCGGCGGAGGUAAACAGGCACUUGAUGGCGACAACGAAGUGCCCCCGCGCAUCCUUGGACGACGACAAGAGACGGCACUACGAUCGGUACGCGUCCCAGCUCAGCGAAUCCCUGCAGAACAGAGACAGACAGAACGAAUGGAGAUGGCUAAAGAAGAUCCUGAAGUCCGGGGGCGACCAGCAAGGUAGAUUCAAGGGCGGCAACUUAAUACCGUAUCGCCUUGAUGAGAACAACAACGUGAUCGACGACGAGCAGAAGCUAGCGGCAGUCCAGCACGCCAUCCUAGCCGAUAUCGGCAAGGGCAAGGGCGACACAUCACGACAAGAAGCGUACACAUCAAUCACAUUAUGCAACACCAUCGCCAAGCAUCACUACAAGUUCCUGCGUAGCAAGCUCAAAGACCUUGCGACGAUCAUCUACCUCGACUCGCAGGCCGACAUGGUAUUCAACAUGGCCUUCACACGACCGCUCACCACAAUAAACCAGAGGAUGCUGCACGAAGAGCUCACCAUCUCGGUCAAGGAGUGCAUGCCAGUACCCCGAGGUGCCGAAUCUCUAAAUAACCCGCUGGGAGUAUCGAGACUGGCGGGUGGCGUUACGUAUGCGGACGACACUGCCUUCGCCGUUCUCUCGAACGGGCUGGCAGACACCCUGGCCCGCACUAAGCACAUGGCGGACAUGGUGCACGAGAGUUUCCGCACCCGCGCGAUGGAGCUCAACCUAAGGGAGAACAAGACAGCGGCCCUGGCAUGCGUCAACGGCCCCAAGUCCAAGCAGACGAUGCCCCACCUCUACGAGAAGCCCACCAAGCUGACCACCGACGAAUGGGGCCUAGAGAUCGACGUCGUACGCGAUUACCAGCACAUGGGCACCACCAUCACCACCGAGGGCUCAUGGGGACCUGAAGUACAACGACGGGUCAUCGCCCACAAGAACGCCUUGGAGCCCAUGCUGCGGACCGUCUUCAAAGACGACAUCCCCCCUGCCAAGUCGGGAGCCAAGUUCGCCGAUGCGAUGAGCAACGCGAGGCUCACAUACCAAGCCGAGCUCUGGUGCGGCAUGGCGGCGGCCGACCAGAAGAACCUGAAA